GGGUGCCAUUAGAAUUCAUGGUCGAGGUAGCGAACUAACCAGGAGUGCCAGCAAUAAUUGCGAAGCCACCCGUUUAAUAGUGUUGCUUACAAUAGUUGCAGCAUGGAAUGAAUUCCGGGUUUCUUAUUCUUUGUAAGCGGUUUCCGCUUCUCGGCACUAUGAGCGUCGCGUAGAUUCGUCGAAUUUCCCGACGGUCCUGCCUGAUACUUUCUAAUAAGUCUCGAUCAUUUGCUAACGCUGCGGGUCGGAGACGGCCAGCUGCAUCAUUCGUUCCCACGUGAAGAACUUGAGAAGACGUUGAGUGGGGCACAAAUGCAGCUGUGAAGUUUAAUUUCGACGAAUGUCGAAGCGUGCUGUCUAGUGGCGGAAUCGACCUUAACGUGACGCAUAGCCAGGCCGAACAGUAAGUGUAGAUGGCAGUUGUCGUUGCCGUGUUUGUAGCCCCAAUUUGUAGCUUUUUUUUUUUUUUUGGUGACGUGGAGUAUAUCAUUGGUCCCAAUGAGCUUUCUAGUGUAUAUGUUAGUGAACUCAUUGUUCUCAAACAAGACUUGUUUGUCGUGUAUUUGGAAUAGCCGUUAAACCUCAUCAAGCGUUAGACGUAGAAGGGCCACGCCGCUUGUUUCUGUGAACGGCAGAGCCAGGCGGCCGCGUCGUAACCUAUCCUGAAUGCAACCGUAGUAUUAUUGUCUUAGCCCCCUUCAUUGGAAUCGGGAACUCAGUGCCAUGGUUUCUUUCACACGGAGACUUCAAUCUGUCCAAUCUGCCAGCAAAUCUGUUGUGUAAAGUUCUGCAGAAGAAAUAUAUAGGAAAAGUUGGUCUGCAUCCUAUGUGCACAGAUCUCCAGUCGUCAAUAGUCGCUGCUCCAGUUCUUUGCUUAUUCCAUAAUUGUUUGAUUAUUGCAUAACGGAAGCAGCCCCAUAAGAAAGAGAAGCUAAGCUGGACUCUACGUGGUGGUCUCCAUUAGGACGCAACCAACCUUCGUUCUAAUAGUAAACAUGGAUGCGCAGAAUUGACGACUUUUUUCAUCUGUUCAAGGACCAUCUCCGAUACGAGAAAUCUGCAGUUAAAACAUGUCGUACGAAAGGCACAUGAGGUGCUUGAGACUGAUUGCAUUAGUGCAAAUUGUCAUCCAUCACGUGACUGAGCCUGCGCUCUCUGCACGUCGGACGUGCUCCGUUUUAAAGGCAGUGAUGGACGUUGACUGGAAAAGGCUCGAAGGAGUACGGUGGCUGGAAUUGCUGCACUACCCUAAUAAGGAGGACAUAUGCUACGUAAUGCGUUUCUUUCCAUCGAAUGAAACCAUGACGCUCCAGAAGGGCCCUGGACCGAGAGGCCCUCUACCAAGUCCUUCUUUCUACAAGCUGCGAAAGGACGGUGAGAAGCGGUAUAUGUAUGACCACGAUGAAAAGUUUUACCAAGUUUUGGACACGGACUAUGCAACCUGGGCCCUCAUUCACAACUGCUGGGAAGGCAGGACUGGAUCGUGGUUUAUCAUUGCCCUGAAGAAACCAACGUCAGAGAUACCUGCGAACAUUAUGGCAAGGAUUCAAAGUUCUCUUGCAAAGGCUGGACAGACCAAGAAGUUCACAUGGAAUCGUUCUCGCUGUAUGCUGCAGAAGACGUUCAAGGAAGAUUCUCGUGGAAAACUGACAAUAGAUGCGCAGAUAAUCCCAGAUAAGAAGGUGCCUCGUGAUAAGCUGAGCUUGGUGGAUGGACUGGUCCCAGAGCAGAAGGUGCCUAGGGAUAAGCUGAGCUUGGUGGAUGGCCUGGUGCCUGACAGAAAUGUGCCUCGUGAUAAGCUGAGCUUGGUGGAUGGCCUGGUGCCAGACAAGAAGGUGCCUUAUGAUAAGCUGAGCUUGGUGGAUGGGCUGGUGCCAGACAAGAAGGGGCUUCGUGAUAAGCUGAGCUUGGUGGAUGGGCUGGUGCCAGACAAGAAGGGGCCUCGCGAUAAGCUGAGCUUGGUGGACGGGCUGGUGCCAGAGCAGAAGGUGCCUCAUGAUAAACUGAGCUUAGUGGAUGGACUCGUCCCAGAGCAGAAUGUGCCUCGUGAUAAGCUGAGCUUAGUGGAUGGGCUGGUCCCGGACAAGAAGGUGCCUCGUGAUAAGCUGAGCUUGGUGGAUGGGUUGGUCCAAGACAAUGUCAAAUGAGUCAAUAAACGUUUUGGUGAUAGCACGAAAUUAUGCUAAAAUAUUUUUGAGUAAAAUAAUAACUGUAUUUUUUCAGCGAGA
Dermacentor andersoni is the source of this 2228-nucleotide messenger RNA. RefSeq lists its product as uncharacterized. Lineage: Eukaryota; Metazoa; Arthropoda; Arachnida; Ixodida; Ixodidae. The record is from RefSeq and is a predicted model, not a curated record.